AUGAAGAUGAGAGGAACCUGGCUGGGUGUGCCCCUGGGACACCUGCUGGCUCUGGGACACAGACACAAAUGGAGAAACAUGAUGGAUUCCAGAAAGUUCAGGCUGUUUGUCUGCCUGGUGGGGCUCAGCAGUGCCAGCCUCUGGGUUUUCCACACCUGGACCGAAUUCUGCAUGUUCUGUGAGAGCAGCCAGGGUUACCUAUUCCCCACGGAGACUUUCAGGAGGAUGGAAGGGAACUUCUCCCAGCUCCCAGACGUUGAGUGCCACAAGAACCCUCCUUUCCUUGUCCUGCUCGUGGCGUGUUCAUUCCAGCAGCUGGACGCCAGGAUGGCCAUCCGGCACACCUGGGGCAAGGAGAGGACAGUGGCUGGGAAGCGCCUGGUGACCUUGUUCCUCCUGGGGAGCCCUGUGGACGCCAGCCAGCAGGCCGACAUCGCUGCUGAGAGCCAGAGCUACAGAGACAUCAUCCAGAAGAACUUUACAGACACCUAUUACAACCUGACCCUGAAGACCAUGAUGGGAAUUGAGUGGAUUCACAGGUUUUGUUCCCAGUCCAGCUUUGCGAUGAAAACCGACACGGACGUGUUUGUCAACGUUUUUUACCUCACUGAGCUGCUCCUGAGGAAAAAGAAGAGCACUGGAUUAUUCACAGGCUUUUUAAAACUGCACGAGUACCCCAUCAGGACAAGAGGGAGUAAGUGGUAUGUGAGUAGGGAAGAGUACCCAGGAGCCACCUACCCACCCUUUUGUUCCGGGACUGGAUAUGUUUUAUCCAGCGACGUAGCCAGCCAGAUCUAUAACAUUUCUGAGAGUGUUCCAUUCAUUAAGCUGGAGGAUGUGUUCAUAGGGCUGUGCCUCGACAAAUUAAAAAUUCGGCUGGAGGAGCUUCACUCGGAGCAGACGUUUUUCCCAGAAAGGAUCAGGUUCUCUGUUCCUCGCUUUAGGAAAAUCGUGACGUGCCAUGGAGUAAAACCAUCUGAGCAGCUCAGCUACUGGAACCACUUAGUGGCAGCAACUCAAGGAGGAGUGCUCUAGCACCUACCCUGCUCCACUUCACAGACUGAAAUUCUCUGCUUUUACAGGGCUGCUCCCCACUCCGGCAAAAUCCCAAUUAACUCCAGCUCCAUCACGUUAAAGACUGUAGAAAUGGUUAUUUUAAUCACAGAAUCAGAGAAGUGUUAAGGUUGGAAAAG
Vidua chalybeata is the source of this 1193-nucleotide messenger RNA. It is a transcript of the gene B3GALT5, whose product is annotated as beta-1,3-galactosyltransferase 5. Gene Ontology annotation, molecular function: N-acetyl-beta-D-glucosaminide beta-(1,3)-galactosyltransferase activity. The transcript is spliced from 2 exons. Gene Ontology annotation, cellular component: membrane. NCBI's taxonomy places the organism in Eukaryota, Metazoa, Chordata, Aves, Passeriformes, Viduidae. The record is from RefSeq and is a predicted model, not a curated record. The coding region runs from base 1 to 1035 and encodes 344 amino acids.